AUGACACUCUGCCUCCUAAGCGUGCUUCUACUGCUGCUAGUCCUCACCGUGGAAUACAGCGACGAUGACGACGACGACGGCGGGGUUACCCGUUCGUCACGGACGCGCAUUACCGGCAGCUAUGAUGACCUGGACGAAGGGACACGUGGCAGCGGGGGGUUGGAUGAUUUCUGGGGGCUGGGUCAACAGGGACAGGGCCGGUACUGCCGGGAGCGAGGCCAGCUGGCGGUGUGCCGGCCGCCCGACGCUGUGAUUAUAGCGGAGGUAAGCGGGGAUGCGACUCGUAGCAGUGUGCCAGCCACCCGAGGCUCUGGCGAUCUGGGCUCGCGGCUAUCAACCGUCUGCGCUGCAGCCGCCCUGCUGCCAGCAGCCAACCUCACGACGCUCGCCCUCUGGGUGCCUGACGCCUUCAUGCCGCACAUCCGCUUCUCCGACCUCUUCACCCUCGCUGCCCCUGACACCUCUCGUAACCCCCCUCCUCCUGACGCCUCUGGUAACCCCCCUCCUCCUGAUGUGGAAGGGCGGGCCUUGCGCGCUGCUGCUGGGGAGGCCGGGGAGAGCGGGGAGGGGCUAAGCAGUGGUGGUAGCGAGGGGUCACGAGCGGGUACGGACCUUGGGAAUGUCACAGAGGGAGGCACAGGAGCCAACAGCAGCAGCAGCGGAAGCAGGGGAGGCAGCGGCAGCAGCAGCAGUAGCAGCGGUGGUGUUGGUGGUGGUGUUGGUGGUGGUGGUGGUGGCGGUGGCAGCAAGGGUGGGGGUGCGGGGCGGUUUGUGUGGGUGGAGGAGGCGAACGAGACGGCUGCUCACUGGCGCCAGUUCCUUGCACUCACCCACCGACCUGUAAGUGACCAUCCGCCGUGUUGGAAGCGGGGCGCCUCUCAGGCCGCUGCUGCCACAUGCAGUGUGACCAUCCGCGGGUGUCAGAAGCGGGGCGGCUCUCCGGAUGCCGCUGUUGCCUCGCUCACUCUCAGCCUCUACCUCUCGCCCGCCUCCAUCAACUGGCUCGUGGACGCGGUGAACCUGUGUGCAUUCGAGCGCCGCAUGGCAGCAUGCAUGGCAGCGCUGCACCCCUCCCCGCCAGUGGCCGCUCUGCUGCUGCAGGAAGAUGUCGGCCGCCUCAAGUCCGCCCUUGGCCUCUACCUCGACGAUUUAUCCCUGGACGGAUGUCCCGGGUGCCCCAUAUUUGCCACCUCCUCGCCCCACCUCUGUGCCACGCGCCGCCUCGCCAUGUCCUUUCUCAAGCGCCCCUCGCUAGAUUUCGCCCUCGCCGCCCGCACCGCCCUCAACGCCGCCCGGAUCUCCGACACCUUCCACCCCUCCCGCGCUCCGUUCGUGCUGCAAGCCACCCAAUCACGUGCUGCCACGUGUCCCAAGGGGGAGAGGGCGGAUUUGGGGAAAGGCGGGGUGGAGGAGUGGAGGAAGGGAGGUGGAGGGGGGGUAGGAGGAGGAGGUAACGGAGGAGGAGCAGGAGAAGUGGGAGAAGGAGUGGAUGGGAAUGGAGCUGCUGUUGGGGGGGGGAAUGGAGUUAGGUUAAUGGUGGGAGGGAAUGGAACGGGAGGAGGAAACGGGACGGAGGUGAGGCAGCUGCUUAUGAAGAAGAGCCUGUCACCCGAUGAUCUCAUGCUGUGUGUCCGCCUGCAGGCAGUGGAGCUGUUUGCGCUCAGCAUGACCCGAGGGCUCAUCUCCCUGAAGGCCGGCCUGGCCUCGCCACAAGCCAUGUUCAUCGCCGCCCACGGCGCCGCCCGCUCCGACCUCUUCCGCGUGCAGCGCCCCGUCUGUGACUCGCCGCCCCUGCUGCCGCUCACCCAGCAGAAGCUCGCCCGCUUCACCAUCAUCGAAGAGUCCCUGAAGCUGGUGUACUGCGCCAUCCCCAAGGUGGCGUGCAACUCGUGGCUCAUGUGGCUGAGGGCGCGCCUGGGCCUGCCCAACCCAGAGGACCCGCUGCUGGCGCUCAACGAGAAGGAGUGGGGACUGCACGAGCUGGCUCUCGAUUUCACCGAAGAACAGGCGAUCCGGCUCAUGACCCGUCCAGACUUCUUCAAGUUCACUUUUGUGCGCAACCCCUUCUCGCGCAUUGCCUCGGCCUACUCCAACAAGCUCGUGCGUACCGACCGACCCAAGCUCAAGACCGGCACAGGCUGGGGCACCCGCCAGUACUGGAGCAACGCCUUCUUCCACGCAGUGAAGCCCAUGUACGAGGCAGUCAAGGACAGCACAGGCCUCGUCUCCUUCCCGGAUUUCGUCCGCCUUGUUGGCAAGCUGCUGGCCAGUCACCGCGCUGACAUGGACCGCCACCUGGCGCCACAAGAAGACAUCUGUGCGCUGGGCUCCAUCAAGUACGACUUUGUGGGGCGAUUCGAGCGCCUGGAGGAGGAUGUUAAGACGGUGGUCGACAGGUUUGGUGGCGAGCACCUGGACGUGUUCAGGUUCGGCAAGGGAGCGCACUUCACGGAUACGGACCGGCGGCUGACGAAGCUGUAUGACAAGGCGCUAGCCCUCGCACUGCUGCUUCUCGCUGCGCUGCGGUGCACCUUCGGCCUUUCCCCCUUUCCUUCCUAA
Molecule: messenger RNA, 2559 nt
Organism: Closterium sp. Naga37s-1
Lineage: Eukaryota; Viridiplantae; Streptophyta; Zygnematophyceae; Desmidiales; Closteriaceae
Source: the annotation of a GenBank genome assembly